AUGUUGAGUAUUCUACUCUUACUCCUCGUCUACCAAGUAACCGUAAUCCUUUCAUCACAAUGGACAUCAUCACAAUUCCCGGAUCUUCGUGGCCCUUCUGUCAAUCAAUGUGUGGCAGUUUUACCACGAAACAAGCAACAACUGUAUGUAUGUGACCCAGAUCACAUGCUCAAUAAUACACAAGCAAUGCAAUUGAACAUUCAAUUACAAGAAUUGGCUGUUGGAACUCCUUGCCAUUGUCAGAGAAGAUCUCAGUGUACGACUGGAAUUGAAGGUAGCGGUGGUAAAGAGGGUCUCCACGGAUUCAUUGUCUCCAUUGCCAUCGUAAAAAAUCUCUACAUGCACAUGCACUCACCAUCUGACACACAACUCACGGAACGAGCAGAAGCUUUUUGUAGAGCUCUCGAGGGAAGAUGGGCUCUCGGAGAUUGUGGAAACUCAGUCAUUGUUUUUGUAUGGCAACAUUAUAAAAAGAUGGUAAUUUGGCCUGCAAGAUUGGCUGAAAAAUAUAUAACAACGGAGGAGAGAAAGGCGAUUCUUACGAAAGUGAAUGAUUACGCGCAGACAGAUGAUUGGUUUCCAGCACUUUCAACGAUAAUUAAAGAAAUAUCGAAUGAAUUGAACGGUCCACCAGAACCAAGGUUUGAUACCGGGACGUUAUCUCUACUGUUAUCUGUUGGAUUAGCAGUUGGACUGACUCUUUUCAUUACAUGUUGUGUAUGUGCAUUCCGAUGUUGCGGAAAUGUGAAAACAAGAGAACGACGAAAGAGUGUGGAACGGGCAAUGGACAAUCUGAGGAACAGCGUCAUUCGACGAGGCAGUCAGUUUCGCAGAUCCAUAAGCCGUUCCCCACGUAUCAUCAACGACGAAAAAGACGUGUUUUUUGGCGAUGCGACUCGUGUCUAA
Molecule: messenger RNA, 906 nt
Organism: Caenorhabditis remanei
Lineage: Eukaryota; Metazoa; Nematoda; Chromadorea; Rhabditida; Rhabditidae
Exons: 8
Coding region: 1-906 (301 amino acids)
Cellular component (GO): acetylcholine-gated channel complex
Source: RefSeq, a predicted model, not a curated record